Anopheles nili is the source of this 1049-nucleotide messenger RNA. RefSeq lists its product as uncharacterized. Gene Ontology annotation, cellular component: cytoplasm. NCBI's taxonomy places the organism in Eukaryota, Metazoa, Arthropoda, Insecta, Diptera, Culicidae. The transcript has 3 exons. The coding region runs from base 1 to 963 and encodes 320 amino acids. Gene Ontology annotation, molecular function: phosphatase activity. The record is from RefSeq and is a predicted model, not a curated record.
AUGGCGAUGGAUGGAAAAAUUACCAAAAACCUCUCACUUCUCUCGAUUGAAGAGAAGGAACGAUUCUUCGAUUCGUUCGACAUGCUGCAAACCGACUGUGAUGGUGUCCUGUGGACGCUGAGAGACCUUUUUCCUGGUGCAGAAAAAGCAAUUCGGGCACUGCGCACCAACGGGAAACGCGUUGUGUUCGUUUCCAACAACAGUGUAAGGACGAUGGACGACUACAGGACGAAGGUGAAUAAGCUAACCGACCACACGGUAGAUGAUAGCGACAUCAUACACCCGGCCAAGAUAGUGAUCGAAUAUUUGCGCGAGCGGAAGUUCGAUGCACUCUGCUAUGUGAUUGGAAGUUCCAAUUUCAAGUCGUGUCUCAGAGAAGCCGGCUUCCAGGUGCUCGAUGGGCCAGAGGAGCCGGUGGCCGAAUCCAUCAAAGAGGUCGCUGUGGUUAUCAACGAUGGCAAACCCGUUAAGGCGGUCAUAAUGGACUUUGACUUCAACUGCAACAACAUCAAGCUGCUGCGAGCUCAGCUUUAUCUUCAACACGACGCCUUAUUUAUCGCCGGUGCGAUGGACAAAAUCUUACCGGUGGGACCCCAGAUGCGACUAAUCGGACCCGGCUGGUACGUGGAAACUGUGCAGAAAGUGGCCGACCGGAAGCCAAUCGUGCUUGGGAAACCGGGGCGUGAUAUGAGCAGACUGUUGAAGCGCAUGUUUGCCAUCGAAGAUCCCCGCCGGGUGCUGUUUGUGGGCGACCAGCCAGAUAUGGACGUGAAGUUUGGACAUGUGUCCAAUUUCCAAACGCUGUUGGUUGGCACCGGAGGAGUUAAAGAGGAGGAUUUGAAGAAUUUUACCGAUAAGCAGGACGAAAUACCGGACUAUUAUAUCGGUGCUUUUGCCGAUCUGGAACAGAUAGUGCGGGAGGUUGUGGAUUACAAAGCAGGGAAACUACAGGUUCAUCUUUAAAAUACAUCUUCUUCUUAUUAUGCAUACCUUAAGCAUAUUAGGCUAGUCAAUAAUAAUAUAGGUAAUAAUAAAUUGAAUAAUGAUGU